Molecule: messenger RNA, 663 nt
Organism: Lachancea thermotolerans CBS 6340
Lineage: Eukaryota; Fungi; Ascomycota; Saccharomycetes; Saccharomycetales; Saccharomycetaceae
Product: KLTH0D14608p
Exons: 1
Coding region: 1-663 (220 amino acids)
Source: RefSeq, a predicted model, not a curated record
AUGGCCCAAUUUGUUAGUAACUGCUCAAACGCUUUGGCGAGGCUGGCAUUUUUUCGAAACUCUGUCCAGUGUAGUUGGCGUUUUGGUGCUAGAAGAGAGUUUGGUGGAACAAAUCGUAUUCCCAGGAAAAAUUGGAGCAAAGACGCUGAGAGAAUAAAAGUCUUUGGGGAGCAACUGGACUUCAGCAAGUAUGGGGUUUCCUGCAAAGAGCCGCAAGAGGUUUCUAAAUGUCUUUACCCGAAAAAGGACUGCGCAGUACGGAUGCCUGAUGGGCAGAGAUUUCAGGUCGGGCACCUUCAGAUAUUGGGCCACUCACUCCUCAGGGUUAGCGUCAACAAAGCGCUCUUGAGUGUUUUUAAAAGAUCGCCUCAAGACAUAUCCGGAUUUGACUUUAAUUACAGUGACAAAAUGGGCCACCUUAGCACAUCAAAGAGAUUCAUCAGCUCACUGCUGCGACGAUACAUAAGACAACGGUACGAGAAGCUCGCACGCAUCCCGAUGGCUGAAAGUGCUGUACCUUUGAGGGUUCAAAAGGUCUUCGACCAAAGGUCUUUCCAUGCGUUGAUCGGCUAUAUUAGCCUCACGAACGAUAGAGAAGCCGUUGAUCGCUUAUUGCAAGAGAAGCUUGCCAAGCCGAUCAUGAAAGGCGUUUUCGGCCAUUAA